Molecule: messenger RNA, 3726 nt
Organism: Letharia columbiana
Lineage: Eukaryota; Fungi; Ascomycota; Lecanoromycetes; Lecanorales; Parmeliaceae
Exons: 3
Coding region: 1-3726 (1241 amino acids)
Biological process (GO): establishment of mitotic spindle orientation; nuclear migration involved in conjugation with cellular fusion
Cellular component (GO): cell tip; microtubule associated complex; spindle pole body
Source: RefSeq, a predicted model, not a curated record
AUGCCCGAGCUCUCCGACUUCCAGGCCGGGCAGACGGUCGAGCUCUCAACCGGCGUCAAAGCAACAGUACAAUUCAUCGGUAACACCCACUUCGCUCCUGGGGACUGGAUUGGGAUAGAGCUUGAGAACGCUUCCGGAAAUCAUGAUGGAGCUUUGCAGGGGCAACGAUAUUUCGAUUGCCCGCCGGGACAUGGCUUGUUCAUCAGGCCUUCCGUUCUCAAGAUCGUCGACGAGUCUACCCCGAAACCAACUGCACGGCCAAAUGGCAAGGCGAAUGGGGCAGCGAAAAAUGGGAGACCGCCGAGUUUGGCUGUUGGAGGGGCCAGAAGGCAGAGUGUCCUGGAUCCAGCGGCUACGAAGAGGCAGAGCAUGAAUUCUGCGAGCCCCACGCCUACAGCGAGGUUUGGACCUGUGUCAAGGUUGGGGGCAAUCUCCGAGCAAAUCUCCAACCAAGCAGCUCGGCUCGUCCACCUCCUCUGUGGUGAGAGCCAACACAGCAUGGACAGUAUCCAUGAGUCACCCGCAGAUUCUCCAGAGCCGGAAGCGCUCUCAUCGCCGCCAGUGUCUGAGUCUUUGGAUGAUCGUUCAAAAGCGACGGCCAUUUCGCCAUUGUCCCAAGCUUCAGGCGUCAGCCUUCCUACAUUGAGUCGGGGAAGAUCUCCGCCUUCUACGAGCCAACGCCCUCCGACUGCAGGCACUGCUUCUCAAAGGGAGGUGGAAGACCUAAAAACCAAGCUACGACUGAUGGAGAAGAAGCGCAUGGAGGACAGAGAGAGAUUGAAGACACUGGAUAAGGUUCAGGCGGAUCGAGACAGGUUCGAAGGAGUCAUACAGAAAAUGAAGUCAAAGUACCAGCCGCAACAGCAGGAAAUAGCGGAAUUGAAGAAACGGCUCAAAGAGAUGGAGGCAAGAUACCAGGCUCUAGAAUCACAGGAGGCAGAGAAUGACACGAUUAACGAGAUGGCUACUCUGGAUCGAGAGAUGGCCGAGGAAACAGCGGAAAACCUGAAGAUUGAACUGGACUCGCUACGGCAAAAACAUGAAGAGCUGGAGCUUGAAGUUGAGGUGCUUCGAGAAGAAAAUCAAGAGUUGGGUAAGGAGAUGAGCCCAGAAGAGAAGACAAGUCAGGGUUGGCUCCAAAUGGAGAGAGACAAGGAGCGCUACCGAGAGGCUUUGAUGCGACUGAGAGACGUAACACAACAACAGGAAUCAGACCUAAAGGACCAAGUUGCUGAACUAGAGCAAGACCUGGAAGAGCUGAACAAGAUCAAGACCGAGAAUACACACACAAAGGCGAAGCUCUCAGAGUCGGAGAUUACGCUUGUGGAGUUGCGUGAACAGCUGGAUAGUGCCCUUGGCGCCGAAGAUAUGAUCGAGGAACUCGCAGAGAAGAACAUGGCCUUGACUGAGAAGGUGGAUGAAUUGAGGCAGACCAUCGAGGACCUUGAGAGCUUGAAGGAGCUCAAUGACGAGCUCGAGAUCAAUCGUACGGAGACCGAAAAGCAGCUACAAGAGGAGAUCGACUAUGAUGAGGCCUUGCUUGCUGAAGAAGCCAGGAAGUCGGCUAUUCAGGACGGGACGAUCCAAGACCUUGAGUACACAGUCACGCGUUUCCGGGAUCUAGUCACAAACAUGCAAAGCGAUCUUGAAGAUAUCAAGGCCUCACAACAGAUCUCGGAGACGGAAGCCAAUGAGCUGAGCAGCCGCUCCAGAGCGAUGAUGGAUCUCAACAUGCGCUUACAAGUCUCUGCAUCGAAAGCUCAAGUCAAAGCUAUUGAUCUCGAACUUGGCAAGAUGGAAGCCCAGGAGUCUUCGGAGCAUCUAGCAAUCGUGCAGCUAUUUCUACCUGAAACUUUCAAGAGUGAACGCGACUCGGUACAAGCACUUCUACGCUUCAGACGAAUUGGUUUCAAGGCAAACAUAAUGAACCAUUUCAUCAAAGAAAGAAUGCAUGGCUCAGCAACGCCUGGUCAGGAGGAUGACCUUUUCACGUGCUGCGGUGUCCUGGACAAGUUGACUUGGGUCUCAUCAACGUGCAAUCGCUUUAUCAGAAACAUAAAGACAUGCGAUCUUGAAGCUUUCAGGAGGCUUGGUGGUGCUUCGUACGAGCUUGAGCCAGUAGAACGUGCCUUUAAUGUGUGGGUUGACGACCUGAAAAGAGACGAGCUCAAAGUCGAGCAAUGCGCCAUGGAGCUGCAGCGGUCCGUUUCACUCAUGUCGCAUCUGGCCGAAGUGCACAUCGGCGAAGACUUGGUACACUACGCCGAUGAAGUCAACAUGCGGGCCACAAUGAUGCAAAGCUAUUUGGAAAACUCUACUACUGCACUAUCUCAUAUUAAAACAGUGUCUGAGGCUAACGUUUCUACAACGAGCAUCGAGAGCGAUGAAGAGAAUACGGACCAGGAGGAAUUCUUCCGAAAGAUGGACGCGCUGAUUUCGCAGACGCGCAGCGCAAAAGUCAUCAGCAGUAAAUCUAUUCGUCAGCUGCAAGAUUUGAAAUCCAGAUCGCUUACUCUUGAGCCUUCGACACUCAAUACGGUAGAGACAGCCCAGAAUGCUGCUUCUGAGUUCGCCUCCUUCACCUGCACGGCAGGCAUGUCCAUACUGCAAGUCCUCACCGAAGAAGCUCGCAAUGUUCCAGUCACGUAUGAAGUCUUACUGGAUCAAACGCCAUUCGCAUCUUUAGCCGCAAAGCUGCACUCUGCUACUGGACAGCUGCAGAAUUUCUACAACCUAACAAACAGUCUUACACAAACGGUUGAAUUCCCAUCGCCCCCUCCACCACCACCUUGGAAAUUACUUGCGCAGAAUAUGCAGGUUGCCACCGCUGAUAUGGUAGCACGUGAAUCAGAAGUUGCGCGAUUGAAGGACGAAGUGGCAGAGAUCAACACCACGCUGGCUAUGAAAGAAAAGAUCGCUGAAGAAAUGGGUGUCAAGGUCGAAGUCCUUGAGAAACGUAUUGGUGAAUCUGGUGGACGGAGAGAGAAAGUUAGAGAGCUUGAGGCCGCUGUCGAAGCUGCGAAUUACAAGGAGAGGGAUCUCCUCGGCAAGCUCACGUAUCUUCAGAACGAGCUUCGAAGCCUCGAAGCUGAGCGCGAGAAUUGGAAGCAGACCCCUCAAGUUGCAGCACCUACAUCACAGCCCGGUCAAAACGCGGCUGCUACGACGUCUCGAGCGUCUCUGCGCCAAAUCGAUAAUCUCAAGUCCGAAAUACAAGCUCUACAAUCAUCAAUCCGCUAUCUCCACUCCGCAUCCUACAACCGCACCCUCUCGUCCACUUACAAAUUCGUCUCCGCGCCACUCAUUCCGCCACAAGCGUCUCCAUCACGCCUCCAAACCGAGGCCAAAGAUGUCCUCAAGGAAAUGCUCAACGUCAUAUCCCAACCGGGAAAUCAAAUUGUCCGACUACAGCCGAGGAAGAAAGCUGAGAGACUGCUCUGGAGACCAGCCCGCGAGACGAGCAAUUGGAAAGUGCAGAAUCAGAAAGAGGAAUGGGAAGAAUGGAGGGAGUGGAGAGAUGGCGUUGCGAGGAAGUCUGCGAUGAGCAAGAAGGAAGAAGAGAGGAGGAGAGAGGUGAGGAGUAGGAACACUGCCGGAGAGAGGGAGCCGCUCGCCAGUGUAGAGGUGCAUCUGUCAGGCAAGACAAUAUCGGGACAUGAGAUAAAGAUCGUGAGACCCGGGGAGUGGGACGGGCUGGAAGAAUCAUUGGGCCUAAAUGUGGGCUAG